AGCAGUCGAGUAAAUAAGAUUUCAACUCUGUAGCUUCGUCUUGUUCUACGAUAGGCAGUUUGAUUUUGUCGAAGACACACCAAUUUUACCUCACCAACCUUUUCUCAUAUCACCUUCUUUAUUGGCUCAUCAUCAAUAAAAGUUGUUGGUGCCCCAAGGACAAGGUGGUUCUUUGUAUACUUCUUCACCAUCUAACGAAUAAGCGUCGCUUGACAACUACGACAAAGUAAGUAACCUGAUUCAUCAAGUAGUAACUCGAUUUCAUUUGUAUAUUGGUUUGGAGCGGUCCACGACCAGGAGCAGCAAAACGUCACUCGGCGGGAAAAACCAGAAAAUGUUGUUGGGUGAGCAGCAAACCGAAAGGGACGACGACAUAGUUGUCACGGACAAGAAGUCGUUCGAAACUUCCAAGGAACAACCAGCUCCGCAAAAGAAGGUUUCGAAGGGCGUUCUUUCCGAGGCGUCCACCACCGCGAGCGCCGACGACGGCUUGGAAGAUCCGGAACCCUUCACCUGGGUGGACUGGGUGUGCUGGUACGUGGUCAGCUGGGGAUUUCUGCUGCGGUUCCAGAAGGGGUUCUUGAAGAUCCGGAUGCCGAACGGCGUCCUCCACACCUUCGGGGACCACCGCAGCGAUUUGCAGUGCGAGUUGCAGGUGUUCCGCCCCCGGCUGUUCCGCCGGUUUUUGUUGGGGGAAAGCAUCGGCAUGGCGGAGUCCUACAUGGACGGGGACUGGACGUGCGAGGAUUUGACGUCCUUCGUGGCGCUGGUGCUCGAGCAGGACAAGGCGGGCGUCCUCGUCGGGCUGCCCUACGUGAAGGAGAUCGAGAUCAAGGUGCGCUCCCUGUACAACUACCUCUUCCGCGCGGGCUACCACUUCGAGUUCUCGCUUGCCAACGUGCAGCAGCACUACGACAUUGGGAAUGACCUGUACGAGCGGAUGCUGGACCCGUCCACCUUCAGCUACACCUGCGCACUGUACCGCAACCCCUUCGCGGACCAGCAUUUUAUCGCCGCCUCGCAGUUCGGCAAGGACAUGUCCGGGAAGAACGAAUUAACCCACCAGGCCUACAAGUCCAUUUCGCUGGACCAGGCGCAGCUGAACAAGAUCCAUUUAUUGAUCAAGAAGGGCAACAUAUCCAGGAAAAAAACUGUGUAAGUGUAACUUUCUUUGAGGAACAGCAUCACAAAUUUGCUCCGAGUGUGAUGGUGAUGGCUUCGGUCCGCCUGACUCCGCGACCCGGUGGCCUGACCAUCUGCGGAAAGGUGCCCUAUGGGUUGCGUUUGUGGUUUCGGUCGGUUUAGCAUCACAAAUUUGCUCUACAUGACAGAGAAAACCUGUCAUGCAUGGUUUGUAAGGGAAAAUACACAUGAAAAGAGGACUUCAUGGCUGUCUGGGAUGACAGGCGUAACUCUGUUGCAUCUUCUGCAACACAAAUUUACACUUACACAGUUUUUUUCUUGCAUACAACAUCCAGAGGCACCACCGCGUGCUGGAGCUCGGGUGCGGGUUCGGCGGGUUCUCCUGCGAACUGGCCAAGCAGGUGGGCUGUCGCGUGGACUGCUACAACCUCUCGGUGGAGCAACUCGCACUCGCGCGCGCCCGCGCGAAGAAAGCGGGCGUGGAGCACCUGAUCAACUACAUGCACGACGACUACCGCGCCUGCGUGCACUACUACCCGACCAAGGAGGACGAGGUACUGCGGGACGGCGUCAAGUCGGAACUGUCGGACCGCCGCAAGACGGGGAGCGCGCGCAAUCUGUGGAACCAGUACGACGUGAUCGUGUCCAUCGGUAUGCUGGAGCACGUGGGGCACAACGACCUGGUGGUGUUCUUCGAGACCUGUGACCGCAUGCUGAAGCCGGGCGGCACGGCGGUGGUCCACACCAUCACGUCCAACGAUUUCGGGUACGAGCACCACAAGGUGACCUACGGUUUCAUCCAGAAGUACAUCUUCCCGGGCGCCUGCAUUCCGGCGGUCGGGGCCAUCGUGGCGGCCGCCACCGGUCAUUCCAAGUUUGAGCUGCAACACUUCGAGAACAUUGGCCAGCACUACGCGCCGACGCUGCGCCACUGGCGGGAGAAUUUCUACCGCAACUUGGACGAGAUUAUGGCACUGAAGGACGAGAACACGGGCAAGCCGAAGUACGACAGCAAGUUUAUCCGCAUGUGGGACUUCUACCUGUGCAACUGCGAGGCGGAGUUCAUCACGGGGCACUUCGGACUGGGCCAGUUCGUGUGGAAACGCCCCAGUUCGGAGUACACCGACAAGGCGGCGCGCGACCGCAUCAUCCCGGUGCUGCCCUCGCUGUCUGCGCUCCCGGAUGACGAGGUUGACACCUACGGAAACGUCGUGGCAUCACUGUCUGGUUCCAAGAAAACGGAGUAGAGACGAAACCAGUUGACGUCAGAAAAUUAUGAUGACAACGGCGGAAGAACAUCAAGAAUAAAUGAAGACAAAAAAAUACUUACGCAGUUGUACACGAAAUAAGCGUUUGAUGAUGAUGUUCUAGUACACGUACACGAAAAUUACGCGCGGCGCAUGUUGUGCUCUACUAUUCGCAGCUCUUGUUUACUUUUGAUUCGCUCUCUCUUGAUUACUUUUGAUUGUCAACAUGUUCUCUCUCUUGAUUACUUUUGAUUCGCUCUACAGUCUCGUACAAGUAUGGAGUGGCUACAGUUGUUGAAGUACUAGCUUUUGUCCGCGGUUGUAGUAGUGUCGCAUCGGCUAUCGACACAAUUUGUCGCAGCUCGGCGCAGCUCUAUGAGAACAGGAUUUUUUUAGUAUCAGAAACCCGAAUUAUCCUGAUGGCUCUAUAUGAGUUGGCUAUUCUGGAUGCUCAUCUUUCGCUGCAGCCAAUCGCUUUACUUAUUUACUCCGCGCAAAGUAGUAAAGUAUGUGGCUCACGCUCACCAAGUAGUUCUGUAUUUGCUGUAGCCGCCCAAACAACCAGAUCAAGAACGCGGUUGCGACGUUUGUAACCUCCAGUUCGCACGGGCACGUUUUUUUUUGCUAUUAAUCUGUAUAGGACAGGCAUCUCCAUCGUGCCAAUUUUAUCGCAGGAUACGAGUAAGACUUGAGGCGUGAAGGAGGAGGAGAAGUGCCGGCUGCGCAGAACGUCCCUCCAUCGGAACGGUCACAGUUCUGACGGAGACCACCAAAAUAAACCGUAGAGGUAGAUGUCGUCAUCUGUUUACCCUGCAAGAUAAAAAUGAAAAAAAUAUUGCGCAACAGCUACGCAGCUCUCUGGUCGUUGAAGUUUUUGUGAAAAAGCUGCUGUUCAGAGAGAUUUGCUUUGUAAAAAGCUCGGUAAACUUAGUAUGGAUUCAUUCUCGAGAGGGAAAGAGAGCCAAGGCCCGCUGCCAGCAGAGAGAGGAC
Messenger RNA from Amoebophrya sp. A120, 3380 nucleotides. NCBI's taxonomy places the organism in Eukaryota, Dinophyceae, Syndiniales, Amoebophryaceae. The record is from the annotation of a GenBank genome assembly.